AUGGCACCAGAGAUCGUGGCGGGCCCGAUGGAUGCUACGUACCUACAGGGAGACAUGGGGGUUCUCGACUGUGCAGCUGUCGGUAUCCCCUCUCCGGACAUCAAGUGGCUGAAAGAUGGCACCACCAUACCCAUCAUAGCCGUGAUGCACAAUGGCAAUUCCAAGCAGGACCAUCAAGUGUUCAUCAGUGUUCCUGAAACAAUGUGUUAUGAUGCGGAAAGCUUCCAGGAGUUCUACUUCACGCAGGAGCCGAUCGACGUCAUCGUGCUGCGUGAGCGUCCCGCCACGCUCAACUGCUCCGCGCACGGACAGCCGAAGCCGACCAUAGCGUGGAAGCGCGAUGGAGUCUUACUUGACCUCAGCGGCGACAACAGACGCGCUUAUAUCCCUGAACCGGCGUUUCACCACAGUGUUUUACGCUCUGUGCGCUUCAUGAAAGUUCUGGCAGAUACGAUCGGCGGGCUGUCGCGCAACACGCUGUGGAUCAUCAUCGCGUGUGUGGCCGGCGUCAUCUUCAUUGCCGUGCUCGUGCUCUCGCUCGUGCUGUGGCGGCGUUGCUACACGCGCCAGAAGUACACGAAACCUGGAUUCGGCGCACACGUGCAUGCUCACACGAGCACGCACCCGCGCAGCAGCGGCAGCGGUGGCGCCCGCUCAGCGCAAAUGCCCAACUCGAAUCUAACUGAUUAUGCAGGGGUCAUCCCGGGGUCGCGACCUGUGCCGUCGGCCCCGCGCGAUCUCUCCGCCGUUGUUCUGUCGUCGCGCUUCGUCAAGCUGACGUGGAGAGUGCCGACGAACACGUAUGGACCCGUGCUCACCUACUCCGUGUUCUACAGACAGGAGGGGUCGGACAGAGAGCGCGUGCACAACGUGACGGACGUGGCAACGGCAGAGGCUGAGAUCAGCGACUUGUUGCCGGGGACGCCGUACAUCUUCCGAGUCAUCGCCUACAACGUCAACGGUCCCGGCGACACGUCUGCCACCAUCAGCAUACACACGCAGCCAGAGGUGCACCUUCCCGGCGCGCCGCGCAGCGUCAGAGUGCGAGCCACCUCGCCGUACUCUAUGCGAAUCACGUGGCAGCCACCAGAGUUCGCCACCGGCAACGUCACGGGUUACAGGAUAUCGUAUUCGGAGGUGGACAGCGAUGCGGAGAACAUUGUUGAUGUGAAGCUCAUGGAACAACAGUUCCUCGACCUGAAGGCCUACACUGAGUACAUCUUCCGCGUGAUGGCUUCCAACCGCAACGGCAUCGGCGUCAGCUCUCCUGAGAUCAUCGCAAAGACCUACACGGACACACCGAGCGACACGCCGGUCAACGUGACCCUCGAUGUCCAGUCUUCGACCAGCAUCGUCGUCUCCUGGCACCCGCCUCCCGCCGGCACUCGCAACGGCAUCAUCACCGGCUACAAGAUCCGCUACAAGCGUCGCGGCGGCAAGCGCGGCGAGACGGUGACGACGGACGGCAACCGGCGCGUGUACGCGCUCGAGCAGCUGCAGCGCGGCGCCCCCUACGCCGUGCGCAUCUCGGCGAUGACGGUCAACGGCACGGGGCCGGCGACCGAUUGGCUCGUCGCGGAGACGUUCACGAACGAUCUCGACGAGUCGACGGUGCCGGGCGAGCCCGAGUCGAUACAGCUACGCGCUACCGACACCACGAUCACGGUGACGUGGGCGCCGCCGCGCGACCGCACCGUCAUGGUGCGCACGUACACGAUCGGCUACGGCAUCAGCGUGCCGGACGUCUACGAGAAGGUGCUCGACACGAAGAACCAGCGCGCGUUCACCAUCGAACACCUGCGGCCGCAGAGCAUGUACAUCGUCAGCAUCCGCGCGAACAACAACGUCGGGCCGGGCCCGCCCGCCUACGAGACGAUCCACACGCAGAAGGCGCGCCCGCUGCUGCCGGAGACGCCGCUGGACCCGCCGCACGGGCUGCGCGCCGAGGUGCUGUCGCCAAACUCGGUGGUGCUCAUGUGGGACGAUCACACGCUGCCCGUGAAGACGAAGCACGCGAUCGAUGGACGCAUCUACACGAUCCGCUACCGGACAGGCGGCGGCCGAUUCAAGUAUCAGAACUCGACCGAUCUGACGACGGUUACCGACGGCCUCACGCCCAACACCCAGUACGAGUUCUCCGUGAAGGUCACCAAAGGUCGCCGCUCGUCCGCCUACAGCAUGGUCAUCUUCAACGUGACACAGGAAGAUACUCCGCACACUGCGCCUCGCGAUCUCACCAUUGUACCCGUCGAAAACAACCCGACAGCGAUCAACCUCAACUGGCAACCACCCAAGGUGCCCAACGGACAGAUCACAGGUAAUCACGCUGUCGUGCUGGUGGGCCCGGCAGUGAAACCGCAGCCGGUCAACAGUCCAUACAAGAAGCCGACGGUGAUCGUGAAUAGCACUCCGAGCAGUGCGCAGGCAAGUGGCUCCAUCUAUAACAAGCCGCGCAUGAGUCCGAUGCCGGUGGUGAUGCCGCGGGCGCCGGACGGCGGAAUGUUGCCGGCGGAUUUCCGACCGCCACGGGCCGAGGACCCGGAAAAGAUCAACAAUGAUGCACCCAAUAAGUCCUCCAGCAUUGAAGACAUCUCGCAGGAGAUCACGAACCUGGAGAGUCUCGUGAAGGACCUCAACGCCAUCACCGCCUCCGAGUUUGAGUGCUAGAGGGCAGCAGCGUCAACUAUAGAGGGC
Molecule: messenger RNA, 2694 nt
Organism: Priapulus caudatus
Lineage: Eukaryota; Metazoa; Priapulida; Priapulimorpha; Priapulimorphida; Priapulidae
Product: neogenin-like
Exons: 15
Coding region: 1-2667 (888 amino acids)
Biological process (GO): cell-cell adhesion
Cellular component (GO): membrane
Molecular function (GO): protein binding
Source: RefSeq, a predicted model, not a curated record